AUGGAAAAGAAACAAAAAGAAAAACAAAAAGAAGUUUUAUUUCCUUCUCUUCUGAAGCUCGACAGACUUUGCCGAUUGCUGCUCUCCAGCGAAAGCUGCGCAGACACCCCAACACAAAUCUUGAAUAAGGGCCUUUGGACCCACACGAUACUUCCCGCGGCCUUUUGUGCCCUCGCGGGGGCCCCCCUGGGGGCCCCCGGAGGGGCCCCUGGGGGCCCCCCGGCCCCUCCGGGGGCCCCCCGAGGGGCCCCCGAGGGGGCCCCCGGAGGGGCCCCCGAGGGGGCCCCCUUGGGGGCCCCCGAGGGGGCCCCUGGGGGGCUUUGUUUGGGGGGAGAAAGUUCGGAAGAGUUGCGGAAAAGAAUCAAAAAAGUACUUCAAAAUGAAAACAGCAGCGCCGCUUUGCUGCAGCUCUGCUGCGACCUCCUUUCGGAAGCUGUGGGCAUUCCCGGGGCGCCGGAGAGGUCUCAUCUGCUGCCGCCCAGCGGGCAAGCAGCAGCAGCAGCAGCAGCAGCUGCUGCUGCUGCUGCUGCUGCUGCAGCAGCAGCAGGCGAAGUCCAGAGGGCUGCAGAGAAGCUUCUGGAGCUGCCAGAUGAUGAAAUGAUUGUUUUCAUUGCCAAACAAAUCAAAAGAUUUCCCCUCGGGCUGCUGUCCGUGGCCCGCAGCAGACAGCCUGCGGAGCGAGACCUGCUGCACUGGCGAGAAGCUGCUGCUGCUGCUGCUGCUGCUGCUGCAGCGCAUGCAGCAAAGCCCACUGACAUCUCCGAAGUGCCUUUUAUUCCGCAAGUGUUGACAGUUUCUCCCUUUUGGGUGGCGGAGCCGCAGCAGAAGAGGCGCAGCAGCGCCGCUGCGCCGGACUUGCCCGCGAGCCGCCGCCUCGAGGAAUCCUUGCGGAAACUGCGGCUUCCGCUGGAAAAGGCGGCCUCAGCAGCAAAUAAAAACAAAAUUAAAGCAAAUUUGCCGCAAAUUAAUUCCGUUGAAGAGGCAAUUACGCCGUUUCCGACCACUUUCUGGCUCUGCAACGACCGGCUCAGUGCGCAGAUCUCGGAAGUUGAACUGACGGGGUGGAUGAAGGAAAUGGAAAACGGACUUUUGGCGCAAGACGAGGAUAUUCAACUAAAACUUAUUCACGAUAACAUUCGUUUUAUUGCACUUCGAUGGCUUUUAGUUCCGAAAUUCCUGCUUUCGCACUUCUACGCGGCCAACCGCCGCUGCGCGGACUGCAGUGUACGUACACCCGAAGGUCUGAUCUUUUCGGACUUGGAAAAGAUGAACCGAAAGGGCUGCGACUCGAAGGAAGCCGAAGCGCCGGAGCAAACGGAAGAGACCAGUGGUCUUUUUGAAAAGGAAAAAGAAGCAGAAGAACUGAAUAAGUGCAGCAAAUGUUUGCUCUGCUGCUGCCGGCUCUGCAGACUCAUGCAGUGCCUCCGACUGCGCGGCAUGGGCGGCCUUUUGAACUUCUGCAGAAUCCGCUGCCUCCACAUGCAAUAUGCCUAUCAUUUGGUGUGCCCGACGACUCUGGGAAAUAUGAUGGACGAAUUGUUCAAACUUCACUUGCAAACUGAAUAA
This is a messenger RNA of Eimeria necatrix, 1566 nucleotides long. RefSeq lists its product as hypothetical. The transcript has a single exon. The record is from RefSeq and is a predicted model, not a curated record. NCBI's taxonomy places the organism in Eukaryota, Apicomplexa, Conoidasida, Eucoccidiorida, Eimeriidae. Bases 1 to 1566 code for a protein of 521 amino acids.